This is a messenger RNA of Labrus bergylta (ballan wrasse), 1672 nucleotides long. RefSeq names its product neuropeptide Y receptor type 2-like. Gene Ontology annotation, molecular function: peptide binding; G protein-coupled receptor activity. The record is from RefSeq and is a predicted model, not a curated record. Lineage: Eukaryota; Metazoa; Chordata; Actinopteri; Labriformes; Labridae. Gene Ontology annotation, biological process: G protein-coupled receptor signaling pathway; cellular response to hormone stimulus. Gene Ontology annotation, cellular component: plasma membrane.
CAUAGACGGAUUAUAAAGCGGCAGUAAACGAUUCCGGAGUAACUUUACUGUCUCCGUCGGUCCGUCCGUUCUUUUCAUUUCUUUUCUUCUUUUUUUAGCGCAGCUCCUCAGUCAGCACCUGAUUGCCUCCUCAGCAUCUUCAGGCUUUCAGCAUCAAAAAGGAUCUGCACACGGUCAACAAACAAUGACUGAACCGUGGCCGUUUGACUUUUAUUUGAAGAUGGACACAGCCUCUGAUAUCGGCAAUGUUCCAAUCCAAACAGAUCUGAUUGCAGUCACAUUAAAGUCUAAUGGUGUGAGGGGAAGUAAGAGUGAGAGCAAGGAGGAGGAAGGUCUGCGUGACGUUGACUUUCCUUGAAGGUGAGAAAGUCUAUUAACAGCUGGUGGAGGAUUAUCAGGUUCAGACCGCCACUCCCUGGAGGACAAAAUGUACACACAUUUCAUAAAGACUACACUUGGACCAGUGAUGAACAGCAAGCUGAUUCAUAAGAUCUAGUAAAAGAUGGGAGAACAUGACUGGCUUCCCCAAAUUUUUAUUCACUUCCACAAGAGGAUGUGAUGUUUUACCUGCUUUGAUUCUGAUUUUGAUGGUCUGCAUUUUACUAAGUAGUGUCUAUAAAUGGAUUUUAUUCAGGACUAAGGAUGUUUUAGGAUUAUUUUAUGCAGAUCUUCUACUCUCUAACAUUUUUGACAACUUCAAACCAUGAUCCACUCUUAGGGUCAUGACAGAGGACCGACAUAGGACUUUGGAGACAGAAACUGAUUUAAGAGGGGAAAACUUCCUGGAUUACCUAUGCGGUGACCCACCUUUUUGACCCUGAAUGCGGGAUGCAAAGCUUUUCCAAGGAACAUUAAGCUUUUGAUACGUCUCUGCUGCCCCUCCUGGUUUUGUUGGGAGUGCAGCAUGGAUCUGUCCCAGGACCAGCAGUCUAGCUGGAGCCCAGUCCAACCCAGCUUCUCUCCCUUUCUGCAGUACGACAGCUCUCAGGAAAACUUCAACAACACAAACAACCUCAACAGCACUGUUGUGCCGUCCUCCACUUUCAGCUCACCAACUACCUCCAUCCACCAACCCCUGCCCUCUCUGCUGCCCUCCUCCCUCCUCCCUCCCUCCUCCCUUAUCUCCUCCCCUUUAUUCUCCACCUCAACCCUAUCAUUUCAGCAAAUAUCCACUUUUGUUUACCAACCCUCUGCUUCAUCCUUCCCUUUCUCCCUAUCUAGCUUUUCUCCCAAUGACUUAGCCAACCUGGAGAAAAUGCUGCUCUGGACCCUUCAUGAGCCCAGUACCAUCGCUCUCACAAUCAUGUACUGUCUUUCUUUUUUUUUGGGAUUUGUCGGGAAUUUAAUGUCACUGCGCGUCCUCACCAACAGACGCAGCCGGCGGCUAGCCGGUGUCAGUGCAACCCGUAAUCUUCUUGUGAACCUCGCGUUGUGUGACCUGGCUGUGGUGUGUGUGUGCAUGCCUAUCACCCUGGGAAACCAGAUCUACACCGCCUGGGUGUACGGGGACCUUCUGUGUCGAGCUGUGCCAUUCACACAGGCUGUUUCAGUCUCAGCCAGUGUUUUAACCCUGACGGUGAUCAGUGUGAAUCGCUACUACAGUGUUCGAUCACCACUGAGAGCUCGAUCCAUGUUCACCCGCCAUCGAAUCUUGGCGACCGUGGCUGUGGUC